Messenger RNA from Nothoprocta perdicaria, 2141 nucleotides. RefSeq names its product trimethyllysine hydroxylase, epsilon (gene TMLHE). Lineage: Eukaryota; Metazoa; Chordata; Aves; Tinamiformes; Tinamidae. Gene Ontology annotation, biological process: carnitine biosynthetic process. The record is from RefSeq and is a predicted model, not a curated record. The coding region runs from base 1 to 1221 and encodes 406 amino acids. Gene Ontology annotation, cellular component: mitochondrion. Gene Ontology annotation, molecular function: trimethyllysine dioxygenase activity; iron ion binding. The transcript has 7 exons.
AUGUGGUGCCGGAGGCUGCYGGCCCUGCUGCGGGCGCCGCGCGGCGGGAGCCUCUGCGGCGCCGCGGGCGCUCGCGGCCACCACGGCGCCCCGGGCGCCCUGCCCUGCGCCUGGCAGCUGCGCCGCGACCACCUAGAGCUCAGGUACGCGAACACGCUCAUGCGCCUGGAUUUCGUGUGGCUGCGGGACCACUGCCGCUCCGCGUCCUGCUACAACAGCAAGACCAACCAGCGCAGCUUGGACACGGCGAGCGUGGACCUGGCCAUCAAACCCAAGGCUGUCCGCGUGGAUGAGACCACGCUCUUCCUCACGUGGCCCGAUGGGCAUGUGACGCGGUAUGGGCUGGAGUGGCUGGUGAAGAACAGCUACGAGGGGCAGAAGCAGCAGGUCAUGCACCCGCGGAUUCUCUGGAACGCAGAGAUCUACCGGCAAGCCCAGAUCCCCUCUGUCGACUGUCGGAGUUUCCUGGAGACAGACGAAGGGCUGAAGGAAUUCCUGCAAAACUUCCUGCUCUAUGGGAUUGCUUUCGUAGAAAAUGUCACCCCUACCAAAGAGGACACAGAAGUCCUAGCAGAGCGGAUCAGCUUGAUUAGGGAGACCAUUUAUGGCAGAAUGUGGUACUUCACCUCUGACUUCUCUCGGGGAGACACCGCCUACACCAAGCUGGCCCUGGAUCGUCACACGGACACCACCUACUUCCAGGAGCCCUGCGGCAUCCAAGUGUUUCACUGCCUCAAGCAUGAGGGGACAGGUGGGCGGACGCUGCUCGUGGAUGGUUUCUACGCAGCAGAGCAGGUUCUCCAGCAAGCCCCCGAUCAGUUUGAGCUGCUCAGCAAGGUGCCAUUGAAGCAUGAGUACGUUGAGAACGUGGGAGGCUGUCACAACCACAUGAUUGGAGUUGGGCCAGUCCUCAAUGUCUAUCCCUGGAACAACGAGCUGUAUCUCAUCAGAUACAACAACUACGACCGUGCAGUCAUCAACACAGUGCCCUACGAUGUUGUGCAUCGCUGGUACACUGCUCAUCGCACACUCACCACAGAGCUCAGAAGRCCAGAAAACGAGCUCUGGGUCAAGCUAAAGCCAGGCAAGGCUCUCUUCAUAGACAACUGGCGCGUCCUGCACGGCCGGGAAGCCUUCACGGGCUAUCGCCAGCUCUGCGGCUGCUACCUGACGAGAGAUGAUGUCCUGAACACCGCGCGCCUACUGGGACUGCAAGCGUAGCCCGAGCUACCUGCUGUGGAGAGGCAAUAAAUCUUCCAGCACUGCUGUGCUGCUGCAUUGCCGCAACAGAAAUGUUGUACGUACCUCAAACACCUCCAGCCUCUCCAAACAGUUCUCUGUGCCCAACCAGGAGAGGGAGCAGGUGGAAGCCAAAGGUUAUGGGACGUUUAUGCGAUUGUAUUCUGCCUUUGACAGAGCACGGACUGUUUUUACUGUGCAUCUGCCAUGCCUGAUCUUUCUACCCRGCCCAGUCAGUCUCAGCUCUGCAAAGUCAGAGUUAAUCACACUGUGAGGUAGUCAGCACCUGCUGACAUGAAGUGCUCUUCUGAUCAAGUGCCUUUGGGGUUUGAAAUCUUUGGACUUUUCCCUGUUCAAUCUUUGCGUCAGCUGGCAUUCCCAGAUUGGGCAUAGUAAAACAGAAUGGAUGUGUUUGGAAUCUUGCCUUACAGUAGGUUAGACUCUAUCCCAUCUAGAGAAAAUGAGGAUCUGUUAUUCCUGAUUGACAAGAUGGACAUACUGCUAUUGUAACUGAAGAGUGUUGGCAUAUUUCAGUGCAUACCCCUAUAAUACUUGCUAAUACAAGCCAUGGUACUUGAGGGAUGRUUGRGUUGAAGAAGCUGGUAAGAUUGCAAUAUGUCUGAAAAGGUUCAGACCAGAAAAGGAAGUAGUGAGAUCUGAAGGAGAGAUGGCCAGGUUAAUGUGUUAUUUCCCACAUUAUUCCUUGACUUCAAGUAUUAUCAUGUUUAUGUCCAGUGUUCUGCUUGUUCCAUYGUGCUGCCAUCAAGGGCGAAGGCUCCGCUCCUCCAGUGUUUACUUAGGGAAUUCCUGCUGUGCCUCUUUCACCUUUUUUGAAGAAGUAAUUCRUUGUGAAGGAUCUUUAUGCUGGCUGUUAGAUAAUGUGGAUUUUCACCAGAUUUUCU